This is a messenger RNA of Megalops cyprinoides (Indo-Pacific tarpon), 1815 nucleotides long. Its product is annotated as protein phosphatase 1B-like. The transcript has 6 exons. Gene Ontology annotation, biological process: positive regulation of canonical Wnt signaling pathway; negative regulation of canonical NF-kappaB signal transduction; protein dephosphorylation. Gene Ontology annotation, cellular component: nucleus; cytosol. NCBI's taxonomy places the organism in Eukaryota, Metazoa, Chordata, Actinopteri, Elopiformes, Megalopidae. Gene Ontology annotation, molecular function: protein serine/threonine phosphatase activity; magnesium ion binding; manganese ion binding. Bases 369 to 1562 code for a protein of 397 amino acids. The record is from RefSeq and is a predicted model, not a curated record.
CCUUCAAUGGAGGCUGGAGCGUCAUCUGCUUCUCACAUUUAUUUAACUUCGUCCCGAUUACUCGUUUUGUUUUGCUCCCAUAACCUGUUGAGCAUUACUCCUUCACUGUACAAAAGAAUAGCAUAAUUCGUAGCGUUAUUCUUUUAUUGUAGUUGAUCAGGCGACUGUCAGAAAUGCACGCAGCUGCACAUAACCGGAGCAGAGAGCUGCUGAAUGGAGAAUUAGCUAAAUCUUGAUUUAGAUUGCGAGAAAGGGAUAAACAGAAAAUAAAAUACAAUCAUCUUGCUGGGCACACUGAAGAUCAAGGCCCGGAUAUCGCAUUUGGACGUGUAACUGAUUCAUAUCUGAGAACGCAGUUCUCCUGAGCCAUGGGCGCGUUCCUGGACAAGCCGAAGACGGAGAAGCACACUGCGCACGGCGCGGGGAACGGGCUGCGCUACGGGCUGAGCAGCAUGCAGGGCUGGCGGGUGGAGAUGGAGGACGCGCACACGGCCGUGGUGGGCCUGCCGCACGGCCUGGACGACUGGUCCUUCUUCGCCGUGUACGACGGGCACGCCGGCUCCCGCGUGGCCAACUACUGCUCUCAGCACCUGCUGGAGCACAUUGUCACCGGGAGCGACGGUUUCCGUGGGGACGGUGGUGGGGAAGGGGAAGGGGAAGGGGGCGGGGGGAGCGAGCCGCCCUCGGUGGAGGGCGUGAAGAGCGGCAUCCGCUCGGGCUUCCUGCGCAUCGAUGAGCGCAUGCGCGGCUGCCUGGCCGACGCUGCCAGCGGCCCGCUGGACCGCAGCGGCUCCACGGCGGUGGCCGUGCUGCUGUCGCCUGAGCACCUGUACUUCAUCAACUGCGGCGACUCGCGCGCCGUGCUGUGCCGAGCCGGCGCCGUGGGCUUCAGCACGCUCGACCACAAGCCCUGCGACCCGCGCGAGAGGGAGCGCAUCCAGAACGCCGGCGGCUCCGUCAUGAUCCAGCGCGUCAACGGCUCGCUGGCCGUCUCGCGCGCCCUCGGCGACUACGACUACAAGUGUGUGGACGGCAAGGGCCCCACGGAGCAGCUGGUGUCCCCGGAGCCCGAGGUGUUCGAGAUCCCGCGUGCCCCCGAGGACGAGUUCGUGGUGCUGGCCUGCGACGGGAUCUGGGACGUCAUGAGCAACGAGGAGCUGUGCCAGUUUGUGGGCUCCCGCCUGCAGGUGUGGGACGACCUGGAGAAGGUCUGCAACGCCGUGGUGGACACCUGUCUGCACAAGGGAAGUCGGGAUAACAUGAGCGUGGUGCUGGUGUGUUUCCCGAACAGCCCCAAGGUGUCUGAAGAGGCUGUGAAGAAAGAGGAAGAGCUGGACAAGUACCUGGAGUCCCGCGUAGAAGAAAUGAUGGAGACGUCUGGCGAGGAAAGCCCUCCUGACCUGGCCCACGUCAUGCGGAAUCUCUCCACAGAAAACAUCCCCGACCUGCCACCAGGGGGCGGACUCGCCAGCAAGCGCAGUGUGAUCGAAGCAGCUUACCGCAGACUGAACCCUCAGAGGGAAGAGGACGGGAACGGUGGAGACCUAGACGACACCUGGUAGCCUGGCGACCGGGCUGCCAUCCCAGCACAAGAAUGCGCUCAGUUUACACGGAAGAAACAGUCAUUCGUCUCUUUGUUUGUUUUGUAAUUUUUUUCAAUAUCAAGAGCUUGUUUUGGAAUCUAAAGGUUUUUGCCCCCCAGAGAAAAGAAACAAGAAACAAGAAACAAACACAACCCAAAAGGAUUGCGGAGAUUUUUUUUUAAAUCGGAGGACCCUACAUUUUUUUUUUUUUUGUAGGAUGUUUGAAACAGAG